CUGAGGAGGAAGAGGAAGCAGCAAGGCAAGAAAGAUCAGGGCGGGGCGUUUCUCUUGGAGCGGUGGUGGGGUUGGUGGUGGUGGUGGAGGGGGAGGAUGGCCGGGGUGGUGGAGGCCGGCAGGUACGCGCACAGCGCGGCGCACCACGCGGUGGCGACGAGGGACCACGCGGCGCUGCGGCGGGUGCUGGACGCGCUGCCGAGGGCGCGGGCGCCGGAGGAGAUCCGGACGGAGGCGGACUCCGUGGCGGAGGAGGCGCGCGCGGAGGCGGCGUCGGGCGUCAUCGACCGCCGCGACGUGCCCGGCCGCGAGACCCCGCUCCACCUGGCCGUCCGCCUCGGGGACGCGGCAGCGGCGGAGAUGCUCAUGGCGGCGGGGGCGGACUGGAGCCUGCAGAACGAGCAGGGGUGGAGCGCGCUGCAGGAGGCCAUCUGCGCCCGGGAGGAGGCGCUCGCCCGCGUCAUCGUCCGCCACUACCAGCCCCUCGCCUGGGCCAAGUGGUGCCGCCGCCUCCCCCGCGUCGUCGCCGCCAUGCGCCGCAUGCGCGACUUCUACAUGGAGAUCACCUUCCACUUCGAGAGCUCCGUCAUCCCCUUCAUCUCCCGCAUCGCGCCCUCCGACACCUACAGGGUCUGGAAGCGCGGCGCCAACCUCCGCGCCGACAUGACCCUCGCCGGCUUCGACGGCUUCAAGAUCCAGCGCUCCGACCAGACAAUACUCUUCCUCGGGGAGGGCUCUGAGGACGGCAAGGUGCCGCCGGGCUCUCUCUGCAUGAUUAACCACAAGGACAAGGAGGUGAUGAACGCUCUGGAAGGGGCCGGCGCGCCGGCCUCCGAGGCGGAGGUGCAGCAGGAGGUCACCGCCAUGUCGCAGACCAACAUCUUCCGCCCCGGGAUAGACGUCACCCAGGCGGUGCUGCUCCCGCAGCUCACAUGGCGCCGGCAGGAGAGGACCGAGUCCGUUGGGCCAUGGAAGGCCAAGGUGUAUGACAUGCACCAUGUGAUGGUGAGUGUGAAAUCGAGGAGGGUCCCCGGUGCCAUGACGGAUGAGGAAUUCUUUUCGGCUUGCAAUGAGAACGAUACCGAGAGUGAGGGGUUCGAUGAUGUUCUCACUGAAGAGGAGAAGAAGCAGUUGGAAGCCGCCCUUAAGAUGGACUCUCCAGAUGGCGGUGGCGAAGGCCAGUCCGACACGUUUGUCGGUCCUCGACAUAGUUGUGUUGAGCCAAGGGAGAGGGAGAUACCAAUUGAGGAUUUGAGCAUCUCUGGAAAUGGGGAGAGUAAACAUGAUAAGAAAGGUUGGUUUGGUAACUGGGGAAAGAGGGGCCAGAGUAGCAAGCAGGAGGGGACGAAGAAGAUGGCACCUCCAAGGAGUUCGCUCUGUGUAGAUGAGAAGGUGAGCGAUAUCCUUAUUGAAUCUCCAUCAAAUGUACAAACUAGGCCAGGAAGGCAUUCAGUAGAUGUAGUAAGAGGGGAUGAGAACAGAAGGGGCAAGGAAAGGGAUUAUCGGAGACCCGUUGCAUCAUCAGAGAAUGGGCAUAGGCGCAAAGAAAGUAGCAAAGAAAGCGAGUACAAGAAAGGCCUAAGGCCUGUUCUUUGGCUUUCCCCUAACUUUCCACUACGGACUGAGGAGCUCUUGCCACUGCUUGAUAUUCUUGCAAACAAGGUGAAGGCAAUCCGUCGCCUGAGGGAUCUCCUUACAACAAAACUGCCACCAGGAACUUUUCCAGUCAAGGUUGCCAUCCCAGUUGUACCCACAAUCAGGGUGCUCGUGACAUUCACAAAGUUUGAAGAGCUACAGCCAUUGGAGGAGUUCACCACACCGCCUUCCAGCCCUGACAAUUGCAAGAGCCCAGCAGCACAGUCUUCCUCAAGUUCUUGGAUUCAGUGGAUCAAGGCUCCUUACCGUCAGAACUUCUCAACAGCUCCAGGCCCCAGUAGCCGUGUAGAGGACAUCCAGGACCCAUUUGUCAUCCCUGCUGAUUAUGUGUGGACGACGCCAGAAGAGAAGAAAAAGAAGACACAAGAAAACAAGAGCAAGUCGAAGAAAGGCCGAAAUGGGGCAUAGAUAGAUAGCGCAGGUGGUUUGAGACAAUGUCAUGGAUGACCCUGAAAUCAUUUACAAGGGUUAUACUUGGUGAUAAUACCUUCUGAUCUAACAGGAAGGAUGAGUGGGGGAUUUGAAGAUUUCGACAGAGCUGAAGGUGACUGAUGUCGAAUGUCAAGAAACAACCGCUUGUCUAGUUUCGAUGUGAUGAAAAAGAUUUGUUCGCAACAUUCUUUGGUUUAACCCAAAUCAUUUCAAUCCUGUUUAUUAUUGCAUCAACCCUGCAGGUAGUGUUUGACCGAGUUGUCUUGCUGGCGUUGUGGUGUUUUUUAAGUUUUUGCCUGCCUUGCUUCUUCACCGUGCCGACAUCCAAAUGCGUACCGUAUUUCUGUAUGUUGGGGUGGUACAAAUUUUGUGAGAUGGAAACUGCACACUUAAUCUAAAGUAGAUCACUGUAUGGUAGAUUAAUUUUCUGUCUUUGCUUGGUGCAGGGAUCAAUCUAUAUUCAUCUCUGAA
Molecule: messenger RNA, 2559 nt
Organism: Oryza brachyantha (malo sina)
Lineage: Eukaryota; Viridiplantae; Streptophyta; Magnoliopsida; Poales; Poaceae
Product: ankyrin repeat domain-containing protein 13C-B
Exons: 3
Coding region: 97-2064 (655 amino acids)
Cellular component (GO): cytoplasm
Molecular function (GO): protein binding
Source: RefSeq, a predicted model, not a curated record